AGAUAGAGGGAGAAGUUGCUAAGUACCCUGAUCUAUUUGAAGAGCCGACAGGGGUUGUUGAGAGGGAGGUCGUCCACGCGAUAGAGAUUAUCCCAGGGUCUAGUAUUCCGAAGGGUCAGAUCUAAAGGAUGUCUCCAGGCAAGCUUGAUGAGCUUCGCCGCCAACUCAAGGAACUCRUAGAGAAGGGUUGGAUCCGGUCGAGUGUCUCUCCUUAUGGAUCUCCAAUACUAUUUGUACCUAAGAAGGAGGGUACACUUAGGAUGUGCAUUGACUAUAGGGACCUCAAUGCCAUCACUGUAAAGAAUAGAGAGCCCCUACCGCGCAUCGAUGAUAUGCUAGAUAGGGUGCAAGGGUGUCGGAACUUCGGUAAGUUAGAUCUGAAGUCCGGGUACCAUCAGAUUGCAAUCCGGCCYGAGGAUCAACACAAAACCGCCUUUCAGACCAGGUACGGUCUGUACGAGUUUGUGGUGAUGCCUUUUGGCCUGUGCAAUGCUCCUGGCACCUUUCAGCACGCUAUGAAUCAGAUAUUCCAUGACUACUUGGAUAAGUUUGUCAUCGUGUACCUCGAUGACAUACUUAUUUUUAGUAAGACUGUCGAGGAGCACGUUGCACAUUUGGACAAAGUCCUUAGUCUCCUGCGACAACACAAGUUCAAGAUCAACGGUAAGAAGUGCGAGUUUGGCCGCACCCGUGUCUUGUACUUGGGUCAUGAGAUCUCCGCGGAAGGGUUGAAGCCCGAUGACACGAAGGUGGCCAGCAUUCGUGAUUGGCCACGUCCUCAGUCUGUGAUUGAGAUGAGAUUUUUCUUAGGAAUGACAGGCUACUAUAGGACUUUCGUUAAGAACUAUAGCAUAGUGGCCGCUCCUUUGACUGAUCUGACCCGCCUUGACACCCCAUGGGAGUGGACAGAUGAGUGUGAGGCUACUUUCAGACAUCUGAAGCAUAUGUUGACGCACUACGAGGUCUUGAAACUUCCUGAUCCUGAUAAGCCGUUUAUAGUCACCACGGAUGCCAGCCAAUAUGGCAUUGGCGCCGUGCUUGCGCAGCAGGAGGGGCCAAAGUUGAGGCCAGUAGAGUACAUGUCCAAGAAAAUGCCGUCUCAGAAGUUGGCUAAGUCCACCUAUGAGAAGGAACUCUAUGCGGUGUACAAGGCUCUGACCCAUUGGAGACACUAUCUCCUUGGGAGGUUCUUCAUCCUCAGGACUGAUCAUCAGACCCUGAGAUGGAUGAGAACUCAGCCGGUACUCUCUGACGCUCUCAAGCGUUGGAUCGAAGUCAUUGAGCAAUAUGACUUUGACCCUCAGUAUCUGAAAGGGGAGUACAACAAGGUUGUUGAUGCCUUGUCGCGUAGACCUGAUUUCUCAGGUGCGCUGAUUACUGAGUUCGCUCUGACGGACCAUGUUACUCAAUCCUUGGUGGAAGCCUAUCGCGAGGACCAGUUCAUGUCUGAGAUCAUACGCAGACUCGAGGCGAAGGGCAAGAAGACCUAUGCCGAGUUUGAAUUGGUCAAUGGCUUGUUGUUCCUUGAGAAGGCAGGGAAUAAACGAUUGUGUGUCCCUAAUAGCGAGUCUUUGCGUAGUUUAUUUUUAGGUGAAUGCCAUGAUGCCACCGGCCAUUUUGGGUAUAAGAAGACUGCAGCCAAUCUGCUGCAGCGGUUCUGGUGGCCCACGAUGAUGCGAGAUGCCCAGUUGUACGUGGAGACUUGUCAAGUUUGUCAAAGGGACAAGCCACGUACUCAGGCUCCUCUUGGGCUUUUGAAGCCCAUUCCAAUUCCGGAACGGCCUGGUGAGCGUCUGUCCAUGGAUCUCAUGGAUACUCUCAUCACUAGCAAGAGCGGGAUGCGUCACAUCUUCGUCAUCGUGGAUAGAUUUAGUAAGUAUGCUAGGGAUGUCCGAUUUACCAGCGAACUGUGGAAAGCCGCUGCUGCAGAGCAGGGAACCCAGUUGCAAAUGACUUCUGGGAAUUACCCAGAGGCCAACGGCCAAGCCGAGCAACUGAACCGCGUUGUACAACACUUGUUGAGGCAUUACAUCAAGCCCAACCAGGUGGACUGGGAUGAGAAGCUUGCACUCAUCGCCAGUCUGUAUAACAAUGCGGUACACAGUGCCACCGGGGUGAGCCCGAACAGUUUGCCACUGACUUUCGAGCCUAGAUUACCCUUGGAUUUUCUCCUUCCUGAGAAUCAGUCGACUGCUGCACCAGGUACCUUAGAAUUUGCUUACCGCUAUGAACAGAAGAUGCAGCAGGCUGUAGAACAGAUGCAGAAGGCGCAGGCUACAAUGAUAGAGUCUGAAAAUAGACAUCGCCGACCUUCUACAUUUCAGGUUGGGGAUAGGGUCUGGGUUAAGUCUUCAGAACUGGGACAGGAGCACGGGAUCUCCCGCAAACUUAUGCCCCAGUACUUUGGACCCUGGGAAGUCUUGGAUAUCGUUGGGACAGAUCCGGAUGGGCCAUCUUAUGUUAUCCGGAUCCCUGGUCACCUCCGUACUUACCCUGUCUUUCACGCCUCCAAGCUGGCACCUUUCAAAGAGACUGAUCAAUUCCCAUCUCGACGCUCAAUGCUGCCCCCAACCAUGGACGGAGAGGUGGACAUCGAUGAUAUUGUGGAUCACAGAGAGCUGCCGGUAUCAAGACCAGCAGGCAGGGGACGUCCUCCAAAACCGAAGCUGCAGUACCGCGUUCGGUUCCGGCAUCACACUGAUCCGAAGGAGGACCGCUGGUUCACCAGGGAAGAGCUCAUGCAGACCGCUCCUCAAGUUGUGGCCCAAUACGAGAGACCUCUGCAGAAGGGGAAGCGCCCUUUGAUUGAAGACUGAGCUUCUCAGAGGACUGUCGAAGCUAGGGAGGAGGGAAUGCGAGGCCAUUGCCUCUAUGAGGCCCAUAAGGCCCCAUUUUGCAGCCCGUCGG
Chara braunii is the source of this 2907-nucleotide messenger RNA. Lineage: Eukaryota; Viridiplantae; Streptophyta; Charophyceae; Charales; Characeae. The record is from the annotation of a GenBank genome assembly.